Megalops cyprinoides (Indo-Pacific tarpon) is the source of this 1779-nucleotide messenger RNA. It is a transcript of the gene cbln2b, whose product is annotated as cerebellin 2b precursor. The coding region runs from base 337 to 942 and encodes 201 amino acids. NCBI's taxonomy places the organism in Eukaryota, Metazoa, Chordata, Actinopteri, Elopiformes, Megalopidae. The record is from RefSeq and is a predicted model, not a curated record. The transcript is spliced from 4 exons. Gene Ontology annotation, molecular function: protein binding.
GAGGCACGAGGGGCUAUUUCUUUUCUCCUCCACCAGUGCACUCUAAGCUCAGAUACUCUCAAGGUUGCAGCUCUAUGAGAGAGAGACAGAGGGGGGAGAGAGAGAUAACCGGCGCCAGCGCUAUGGAUUUAACAGGAUAAGGCACACGAUCAAUCCGAAGACCUGCCUUAUAUCAGCUGAGACGUACUGUAGAGAGAGAGAGAGAGAGAGAUAGAGAGAGAGAGAGAGAGAGAGAGAAAGAGAGAGGGGGUUAGGUUGGAGCAAGUGAUCGCGCCACAACAAACCUCCAAGGGGCUGAUCGUCAAGAUCAGUGUGCACAGGAUUCUUGUCCCGACCAUGGUGCCAGCAAGCUGCCCCGGACCUUGUGCCAUGCUGGCUUUGGCCCUUCUCCUGGGAUGUGGCGUUACUUUUUCCCUGGGCCAGAAUGACACGGAACCCAUCGUUUUGGAAGGAAAGUGUCUGGUGGUUUGUGACUCCAGCCCCUCCUCAGACGGCGGGGUCACCUCCUCGCUUGGGAUAUCUGUGCGAUCUGGUAGCGCAAAGGUGGCGUUCUCCGCGGUCAGAGGAACAAACCAUGAACCAUCUGAAAUGAGCAAUACGUCCAUGACGAUCUAUUUCGACCAGGUAUUAGUUAACAUUGGCAACCAUUUCGACUUAAAAGCGAGUGUAUUUCAAGCGCCAAGGAGAGGAAUUUACAGUUUCAGCUUUCAUGUGGUUAAAGUCUACAACAGGCAGACUAUACAGGUAAACCUGAUGCAAAAUGAAUACCCAGUCAUAUCAGCGUUUGCCGGAGAUCAGGACGUUACUCGCGAGGCAGCGAGCAAUGGAGUUCUGCUGCAUGUGGAGCGUGAGGACAGAGUCUAUCUGAAGCUAGAAAGGGGCAAUCUCAUGGGCGGAUGGAAAUACUCCACCUUUUCUGGCUUUUUAGUUUUUCCUCUAUAAAUUUCUUUGCAGGAAUUUUGUUGCAAGUGACUCUUCCGUGGUUGAAGAACAUGAAAAAAUGCCAUUGGUUUGAACUAAACUGUCAAAUCAGACAGACGUAUUCUCAAUUAAAAUAUUUGCGUUGAAUAUGGACGUUUCCUUGGAGUUCUCACUUUCAAUUCAUUGAUUACGUUAAUCUCUAGGAUAAACGAAUUAAUCGGCCCGUUCAGUCUACAAAAGUGAAGUUCGAUAUUCAGUCUUGGAUUUUAUUGUUGGGAAACCUCUGACUUUUUGUCAACACACUACUCGGUGUACUUGGACCACUGAAUUAAUGAGAAGAUGUCCAAGCCGAAGAAAUAAAGCCCUGAACUACGUGUCUUUAUCAAUGCUUUACUUUGUGUUUGUAUAGCCUUAAAGAAAAAUGGCUUUAGUCAAGUAAAGUGUGUGGAAUUCUGGACGUUCCUGUGUCAAGAAGUGCUUUAUCGCCGAAAGCAUUUUUUUUGCACGAAUGGAAGAUCUUUUGUUUUGUGCUGUUCCUGGUGUUUCUUUUGGAUGCUGAACAUAUUGAAAAGAUGUCGCGUAUAAACCGCCUACUAUUUAAAUGAUUGUUUCAAAAAAAGAAAAAGAGUUAUAUUACGGCAAAUGGAGGCAUCUUGACCAUCGAAGAAGUAUUUUACUAAACGUUUAGUCUAAUUUAUAAAAUGCAUAAAGUAUUCACUUUAUCGUCUAUCCUACAUUCCGGAUCUGCGUAGCUUUGACUGACUUAUUUGUUCAGUGACGUUGCUCACAAUUGUAUGUUGUGAAAGAACUACAGAAAAAUCCCCAUAUAAUAUUCAGCCUAAAUAAUAAAACAUUGUA